Pangasianodon hypophthalmus (striped catfish) is the source of this 1628-nucleotide messenger RNA. RefSeq names its product mitogen-activated protein kinase kinase 6 (gene map2k6). The coding region runs from base 253 to 1503 and encodes 416 amino acids. The transcript is spliced from 12 exons. Gene Ontology annotation, biological process: MAPK cascade; protein phosphorylation. Gene Ontology annotation, molecular function: ATP binding; MAP kinase kinase activity. The record is from RefSeq and is a predicted model, not a curated record. Lineage: Eukaryota; Metazoa; Chordata; Actinopteri; Siluriformes; Pangasiidae.
UUUAAACCGGAAGAACGCGUGCUCACAAGGGGGGCUCAUACUUGAUCCAAGUUAGGAGCUGUGAGCUCAGCUGCUGCUAGCUAGCCUCAGGCCCAUCAUGUAGCUCAGCGCUGCCGAGCUCAUUUUCCCCCCUUUUUUCUGCAGAACGGUUACAGAAAUUCACCGUUUCCUUUAAGAGCUGCAGCUCGUGCAUUGAGCCUCGCGCUCGCGGGACCGACGCGAGCCGACUUCAGGCCGAAAGCGCACGAGUGCAUGAGGAUCACGGCUUAUAUUUCUGCACCUUUUGUUGCAAAGAAGAAAGGAGCGAGUGAGCAAGCGAGAGAGAGAGAGAGAGAGAGAGAGUGUCCUCCAGACCGCCGAAGAAGAAGCACGAGCGAGGGGGGGGGAGAGAGAGAGCGCGCGCGCGAGAGAGAGAGGGAGAUGGAGGGAGGGAGCGAGAACGAACGCAAAGUCUUUUGUGCUUCCCCUCCCCCCCACCGGAGCAAAGGGGAAAUGUCCGUGUCCAAAGGAGGAGCUAAGAAGAAGCCGCCUGUGCCCAGGCUCCCUAAGGAGGCGUUUGAGCAGCAACCUGCAGCUGCUACACCCCCGAGAGACCUGGACUCAAAAGCCUGCGUUACCAUCGGAGAGAAGAAUUUCGAGGUGAAGGCAGAUGAUCUGGAGCCGAUCGGAGAGCUGGGCAGGGGGGCGUAUGGAGUGGUGGACAAGAUGAAGCACGUGCCCAGUGGCAUAAUCAUGGCUGUAAAGAGAAUCCGGGCGACGGUGAACAGCCAGGAGCAGAAGCGGCUGCUGAUGGAUCUGGAUAUUUCAAUGAGGACAGUGGACUGCUUUUUCACAGUCACUUUCUAUGGAGCUCUGUUCAGAGAGGGCGAUGUGUGGAUCUGUAUGGAGCUAAUGGACACCUCACUGGAUAAGUUUUACAAGCAGGUCCACGAGAAGGGUAUGACCAUCCCUGAGGACAUCCUGGGCAAGACAGCCGUCUCGAUUGUGAAAGCUCUGGAACACCUGCACAGCAAACUGUCAGUGAUCCACCGAGACGUGAAACCCUCCAACGUGCUGAUAAACAUGCAGGGUCAGGUGAAGAUGUGUGACUUUGGGAUCAGCGGCUACCUGGUGGACUCAGUGGCCAAAACCAUGGACGCCGGCUGCAAACCCUACAUGGCGCCGGAGCGGAUAAACCCAGAGACCAAUCAGAAGGGCUACAAUGUCAAGUCUGAUAUCUGGAGUUUAGGAAUCACCAUGAUCGAGCUGGCCAUCCUUCGUUUCCCAUACGACUCAUGGGGGACGCCGUUCCAACAGCUGAAGCAGGUGGUGGAGGAGCCGUCCCCUCAGCUCCCCGCUGACCGCUUCUCCCCCGAGUUUGUGGACUUCACGACACAGUGCUUAAAGAAGAAUUCCAAAGAGCGGCCAAACUACACAGAACUCAUGCAACACCCCUUUUUCACCUACCACGACUCCAAAGAGACGGACGUGGCCAGCUUCGUCAAGAUCAUCCUGGGCGACUGAGCGCCUCUUCUCGGCGAAGGCGGGGCAAAGCGGGACUAAUUCCACAGAAAAAAAGAAAAGAAAAAAAAAACAACCACCCAAUUGCAAGACUGACACCUGUAAGCCACGCCCACCUCAGGCAGCAG